This is a messenger RNA of Mangifera indica (mango), 586 nucleotides long. RefSeq names its product VQ motif-containing protein 1-like. The coding region runs from base 142 to 456 and encodes 104 amino acids. The transcript has a single exon. The record is from RefSeq and is a predicted model, not a curated record. NCBI's taxonomy places the organism in Eukaryota, Viridiplantae, Streptophyta, Magnoliopsida, Sapindales, Anacardiaceae.
GAAUUUCUUCUCUAUAAAACCCUCCAAACCCACACAUACAAUUCACUAGAAAAUCCAGCUCAGAUACUCGUAGAACCCCAGAAAAUCAGUUACCCCCAGGAGAAGAUUCGAAGCCAGUUGUUCUCUUUAAAAAAAUUAACAAUGUCUGGUUCUUCAAAGCGCGAAGCAGUAAAAGUAGUUUUUAUCGAUACUCAGUACGUUCAAACCGACCAGACGAGCUUCAAGUCUGUGGUUCAGCAACUUACCGGCAAAGACUCAUGCGUUACGCGGAUAAAAGGGAGCUCCUCUGAAGGUGCAAAGAGGGAGAUACUGUCAAGUGCAGAUCGUAAUAAUACUGCAUCGGGUUCUAUGUUGUCGAAAGGCAUGUCGUUCAAGGAUUUAGAUAGGUUUGUUUUGGAGCUCCCUGUUGAGGAGUUCGCAUGGCUGUAUGACCGUUGCUGGGAUAAUUCUUCGUAAUGCUAGCAUUUCUGGUUAAUAAAAUUAAAUUCUGUCGUAUUAUAUUUCACUUGGUUGAGAAGGUGUGCGUUGUUGUGAAUGUGUGGUUGCCUAUCACUCCACGACGUAUGGAAUUAAAAAUACUUGGUGG